This is a messenger RNA of Fusarium pseudograminearum CS3096, 972 nucleotides long. RefSeq lists its product as uncharacterized. Gene Ontology annotation, cellular component: Golgi apparatus; endosome; trans-Golgi network. Gene Ontology annotation, molecular function: antiporter activity. Lineage: Eukaryota; Fungi; Ascomycota; Sordariomycetes; Hypocreales; Nectriaceae. Bases 1 to 972 code for a protein of 323 amino acids. The transcript is spliced from 5 exons. The record is from RefSeq and is a predicted model, not a curated record.
AUGGUGUCAUACACUCCCUUGCCAGUAUCGUCGCAAGGCCUCGCACAGAGGGCCAAACCAUCCUCACUCCAGGUUGGUCUGUACAUGGUCGCCUGGAUUGUUUCAUCGAAUAUCACAAUUCUAUUCAACAAAUGGCUCCUUGACACAGCAGGGUUCACCAUCCUGCUAGUAACAUGGCAUCUCGUUUUUGCCACUGUCGUCACACAAAUCCUGGCCCGUACAACAACUUACCUCGACAGCCGUCAUGAACUUCCAAACAGUUGGGACUUCUACCUCACCACGGUUCUGCCUAUUGGCAUUGUAUCGUCCGGGUCUCUGGUUGCCUCCAAUUUUGUCUAUUUGUACUUGUCAGUGGCGGUCAUCCAGAUGCUAAAGGCAGCUUCGCCUGUUUCAGUCAUGAUUGUCUCAUGGCUAUUCGGUGUCAUGGAUCCAACUAUCGGAAAGAUUGCCAAUAUUCUUGUCAUUGCUAUGGGCGUUGCAGUCGCAAGCGCUGGCAUGAUCGAGUUUUCUGUGAUUGGCUUUAUCUUCCAGAUGGGUGGACUUGCAUUUGAGGCUGUGAGAGUUGUUAUGACGCAGGUCAUGCUUAACGGGGAGGGCUUGAAGAUGGAUGCCAUGGUCGGUCUUUACUACUAUGCCCCUGUCGUCGCCAUUCUGAACCUUCUUGUGGCGUUCAUGAUUGAAGUGCCACACUUCGACAUGGCCGACUUUCAUCGAGUUGGGUUUCCCACGCUCUUCUUGAAUGCAGCCGUUGCGUUUACACUUAACUUUACCAGUAUGGUGCUAAUUGGCAAAACAUCGGGUCUCGUCAUGUCUCUGUCAGGCAUAUUCAAGAACAUCUUGCUUGUUAUUUGCUCCGUCAUCAUCUGGCAUGUUACGAUCACACCAAUGCAGCUUCUUGGCUACAGCAUCACCCUUUUUUCUGAGCUGAAACCUUUCCUGCACGAUUCAGUUCCAUCGCCUCAGUUAGCGUAG